AUGGAGGCCGUCAAACAAACACUCGCCCAGAACUUUGGUGGCCCUGCCCAUGACGCCGCCAAUACAGGCCAGAAGUUCAGCAUCGAAACCGAUGUUCCUGAUUUGAGCGGCAAGGUCGCUUUGAUCACUGGAGGCAGCGAGGGAGUUGGCUACGCCACAGCCUACACUCUUCUCAAGCGCAAUCUUGCCAAGCUAUUCAUCAUUUCUCAGCGUGAAGAAGUUCAAAACCAAGCCGAGGGAGAUGUUCGCAAACAGCUUGGCUCCGAGCACGCCGAGAAGAUCACCUUCUUUCAAUGCGACUUGUCCGAUCUGCUCGCCGUCACCGAUAUCGUCAAACAAAUCAGGUCACAGACGGAUCGCCUCGACAUUCUCUGCCUCAAUGCUGCCCGUGGAAUUAUGACAUACCAGACGACCGACUAUGGCAUCGACCGACACAUGGCAGUCAACCACUUAGGUCACGUCACCCUUACCUCCCACCUGCUUCCCCUGUUGAAGAAGACGGCCGAGUCCUCCACCGUCCGGAUCCAGAUUCAAGCUUCGAACGCCCAUCAAGGUGCUCCCAAAGACACCAAGUUCGCCACAAUCGACGAACUGCAAAACGAUCUCGGCCCUAAUCCUCAGUACGGCCGCUCAAAGCUUGCCGGUAUCCUCUAUGCGCGUUACUUGGCUGCCCACCUCACAAAAGAGCAUCCCAACAUCCUUGCCAACGCAACACAUCCAGGAGUCGUCGAGACCAAGAUGUCUACCGAGGACAUUCACGAGCCGUACCCCAAAGCUGGCUAUCUGAUGAGUGCGGGCCUCAGCCCUUUCAAAAAAGAUAUCUGGGAAGGUUGUGUGAGUACGGUGUAUGCUGCGACUGUUGUGGUAGAAAGCGGUCUCUACAUUUGCCCACCUGCGAAAAUCGAGGAGGGCAGCCCGUUGAGUCAGGAUGCUCAACUAUGUGAGAACCUGAUGAGGAUCACGGGCGAGAUCAUUCAGGAGAAGUUCGGCGCACAGAGCGUAGACAAGGGCUGUCCUCUCAAGGACUAUUAG
Messenger RNA from Cyphellophora europaea CBS 101466, 1032 nucleotides. RefSeq lists its product as uncharacterized. The transcript is spliced from 3 exons. The coding region runs from base 1 to 1032 and encodes 343 amino acids. Lineage: Eukaryota; Fungi; Ascomycota; Eurotiomycetes; Chaetothyriales; Cyphellophoraceae. The record is from RefSeq and is a predicted model, not a curated record.